This is a messenger RNA of Spodoptera littoralis (African cotton leafworm), 795 nucleotides long. The record is from the annotation of a GenBank genome assembly. NCBI's taxonomy places the organism in Eukaryota, Metazoa, Arthropoda, Insecta, Lepidoptera, Noctuidae.
AUGGUCAUCACACAGACGCUUGCGGGGCAGAAUUCUGUGUACACCUGGUGUCGUGACCACCGGCUCCAUCAUCGUUACUCCGACACGGAUGCCGACCCUCACAACUCCAAGCGUGGCUUUUUCUUCUGCCACAUCGGUUGGCUCAUGCAUAAGAAGCAUCCCUAUGUCAAAGAAUUUGGAAAGAUGAUCAACAUGAGUGACUUGCAAGGUGAUUGGAUGGUGAUGUUUCAGAAAAAGUAUUACAUAGUAUUAUACCCAAUAUUAGCAAUACUGCUUCCAGUCUGGGUUCCAGUAUAUUACUUUGGUGAAACCUGGUGGAACUCACUAUUCGUGAGUUUCUUUGCUCGCUACGUAUGCCAGUUGCACGGGACGUGGUGUGUCAACAGCCUAGCACACCUCUACGGCACUAGACCGUAUGAUAAGAAUUUGCAACCUGUGGAAUCAUGGUUCGUAUCCUUUUUAAGUCUGGGCGAGGGUUGGCACAACUACCACCACGCGUUCCCCUGGGACUACAAGGCUGCUGAGCUGACCAUGCAUUUCAAUCUAUCCGCCAGUAUCAUUAGAUUCUUUGAAAGGAUUGGAUUGGCUUAUGAAUUAAAAUCUGCUUCUACUGAUAUUGUAGCCAGUCGUGUAUUAAGGACGGGAGACGGCAGUCACUACAAGAUGGGCACUGAAAAAGGACGCGCGGCUGUGACAACGUGGGGUCCACUACACCCUCUCAACCCGACCUAUAACACUACUCUCAAGGCACCAGACGCCAUACUCAAACCUAGAGAACUAACACCAUGCAGUUAA